UGAAGGGGAGCGAGCGAGGGGGAGCAAGAAGCAUGGGGAUGCAUACUGAUGAGUGUAGGAGUACUUGAUAAAAAGAAUUCUUGCUGCUGGCAGUGCAUUGCUCAUUGUGGAGUAUUCCAACAAUCGCAUAUAACGGAGAACAGCUUAGCUGACAGCUUGAUAUGCUUUUUUUUUUCCUCCCUACUGUAUGACGUACUGGUCUGUAGUAAAGAUUAAUAACUAAGAAAUGUAGAGCUGCGAUCAGAUCUUACGCUAUAUACUGCCCUGAAAACUAUGUUUUACUUCUGACUUUUCUGCUUGCUGGAAACAUUAAUCUGUCAAGCUGGCGGGCUCGUUUGAUACCAACUUUUCCAGGAACACGAUGUGGCAAUGCCACCUCUCAGCCCAGGACUACCGCUAUUAUCCGGUGGAUGGUUAUUCGUUGCUUAAACGCCUCCCUCUUCACCCUCCUACAGGACCCCGAUGCCCUGUCCAGACAGUGGGACAAUGGUUGGAAAAUAUUGGGCUACCUCAGUAUGAAAACCACUUGCUGGCUAAUGGAUUUGACAAUGUGCAAUUUAUGGGAAGCAACGUGAUGGAGGACCAGGAUCUCUUGGAAAUAGGAAUCCUUAAUUCUGGGCACAGACAGAGAAUACUCCAAGCAAUCCAGCUUCUCCCAAAGAUGAAGCAGAUCGGUCACGAUGGCUACAACCCCACCUCUGUAGCUGAAUGGCUGGAUUCCAUUGAACUGGGUGACUAUACCAAAUCCUUUCUAAUUAAUGGCUAUACAUCGAUGGACCUUGUGAAAAAAAUCUGGGAGAUUGAGUUAAUUAAUGUCUUAAAAAUUAGCUUGAUUGGCCACCGGAAGCGCGUUCUGGCGUCUUUGGGAGACAGGCUUCACGAAGAUCCUCCUCAGAAACCACCUCGGUCAAUAACCCUCAGGGAACCCAGCGGUAACCACACUCCUCCUCAGUUGUCUCCAUCACUUAGCCAAAGCACUUUCACUACUGGUGGCUCCCUGGACGUUCCCCACAUUAUCAUGCAGGGCGAUGCAAGGAGAAGAAGAAAUGAAAACUAUUUUGAUGAUAUUCCCCGGUCAAAGCUGGAGAGGCAGAUGGCACAGCAGUCUUCGGUCUGUGAGAUCUGGACCAACCAGAAUGCAGGAUAUCCUUUCUCAUCGAUUCAUCAGGUUCAUAAUACAGGAGACUGGGGAGAGCCUUCAAUUACCUUGCGACCUCCAAAUGAAGCCACAGCAUCAACGCCUGUACAAUAUUGGCAACAUCAUCCAGAGAAACUCAUCUUCCAGUCAUGUGAUUAUAAAGCAUUUUAUUUAGGUUCUAUGCUGGUAAAAGAGUUAAGAGGCACAGAGUCAACACAGGAUGCAUGUGCAAAGAUGAGGAAGUCUACAGAACAAAUGAAAAAAGUACCAACCAUUGUCCUGUCUGUUUCUUACAAAGGAGUCAAAUUUAUUGAUGCCACAAAUAAGAAUAUCAUUGCUGAACAUGAAAUCCGUAACAUUUCCUGUGCUGCACAAGACCCCGAAGACCUUUCUACAUUUGCGUACAUCACUAAAGACUUGAAGACUAAUCACCACUACUGCCAUGUAUUCACUGCAUUUGAUGUGAAUUUAGCUUAUGAAAUCAUUCUUACCCUAGGACAAGCAUUUGAAGUGGCCUAUCAGCUUGCACUACAAGCACGAAAAGGGGGCCAUUCUUCAACCCUCCCAGAAAGCUUUGAAAACAAACCCUCUAAACCUAUUCCCAAACCACGUGUUAGUAUUCGGAAGUCAGUGCAGAUAGAUCCAUCCGAACAAAAGACUCUUGCGAAUCUACCGUGGAUUGUUGAACCCGGACAAGAGGCCAAAAGAGGCAUUAAUACCAACACUGACAGAAGAAUGACACUAUAUGAAGACUUUUAAAAUUACAGUCCACAAGAGGAGUGAGAAACCUUAUUUUUCACGCAGUUCUCCCUUGUGACUCUGCCACAGUGCUUUCUUUGAUUUCUUAUUUUAGGAUUCUACUUUUUAAAGAAAAAAAAACAAAAGGUCUCUAAACUAAUACUAAUGCUGCCUAUGAGUAGAGUAUUUGAUUGGGUUUUUUAUUUGAAUCCUGGCAGUUUUUAAUUGAAAUAGAACCAGAAUUAAUAAAUAGAUUAUUUGUGAAACCACUGAAUUCAUUAAUAAUUACUGUGUUGAAUAAGGAACUCAUUAAAGUGACAAGAAAUUAGGUACCCUGAUUUCUGUGUGCGCUGAUUUUAUAUGUAAAAAUUGAUGUCCUUUGAUCCUCUACAGAAAUAAGAACCUCUUGCAUUGUAGCAAAGGAUCAGAGUUUUAUGAAUUGAUAGAAAAAGGUAUUAAUAAUGCACAGAAAACAUUUAUUAGAUAUUUUUAUGGAAGAGAAGUACUAUAGGAAAACAUAUGAAUAUUUAUGGAAGGAAGCCAGAUUAAUUAUGAGAAAUAUUGUUUAUUUUAAAGUUAAGUAAACGACUGCUAUUGCAGCAUUAUGAAAAUUGUAAGACUUGUAGCAUCAGUGCACUGGAUGUUCCGUGUAAUCAGUCUGGAAUGAAAGUGGAAUGGUCAUUCUACUACACCUACAUAUAGUUUAUGCAGUUCAACAUUGCUAUAGCCAUGAAUUCUACUAAUAUUUUUAAAAAAUAAUCUCAGUGGUUCUAAAAAAAAAGUCAAAACCAUGGAUUUUGCUAUCAAGAUUUCUGUCACAGAAAACUUGUUUGAAAGAGUGUUGAUAAAAUUCUAUUGCAAAACAUUUUCUAAAUAAAAAUAUUGAGAAAAAGAAAAAAUUCCAAAGUAAUAAAAAUGUUUUCAUGGAACAAAAGUUAAGCAUUUGCUUAAUAUUUGAUUAAAUAAGAUUUACUUACUUUUUCUUUGAAGUGUUUUAAUUUUUUUAAUGUCUGUGGAGUAUUUGUAUAAUACCAUGAUGUAUAUUUAUGUAGAACUGAAAUUAUAACAGUACAAAUAUCAUUAUAGGAGAAAAAUGACAUUUUAACGUAUAUUGUUCUAUCCAGUCAAAUUGUGAAUCAUUUUGAAGUUCAUUAUAGAGAUAUUGAAAAAUUGUGUGGUUGUCUUAAUGUUUUUUUAAUUAUUAUUUCAUAUCCAGCUGAGGUUUUUCAGUUAGAAUCAUCAGUUGGUAUAUUCCAAAAAAUGGAUAAUUGAACUUGGUUUAAACCUGAUAAUUGUAUAUGGUUUAGUUACACCUAAUCAUAGCGCUGAGUGAUGACAUACUUUUAAUACAGUAUUCAAUUUACUUGAACAAAAUAGUUCCUUGUACAUAUUUUUGCCUAUUCACUGUUGAUAUGUACUUAGUCAACUGACAGUAAAAAAAAUAACACUAAAAAUAUGGUACCAAAAGGAAAAUUGUAUAGGAGAACAGUAAAUAGUAGCCUCACUGCAACAAAGACUUAUGUAAAUAUGCUUGGGCUUCCAGUUAUAAAUUUUGUAAUUUUGUCAUUUAUUUAUAUCCUAUAAAAGCACACAAAAUAAAAUGAAGUUGUACAGUC
This is a messenger RNA of Pipra filicauda (Wire-tailed manakin), 3492 nucleotides long. RefSeq names its product ankyrin repeat and sterile alpha motif domain-containing protein 1B-like. Gene Ontology annotation, cellular component: cytosol. The record is from RefSeq and is a predicted model, not a curated record. Gene Ontology annotation, molecular function: protein binding. Lineage: Eukaryota; Metazoa; Chordata; Aves; Passeriformes; Pipridae. The coding region runs from base 362 to 1897 and encodes 511 amino acids. The transcript is spliced from 13 exons.